This is a messenger RNA of Ostertagia ostertagi, 795 nucleotides long. The record is from the annotation of a GenBank genome assembly. NCBI's taxonomy places the organism in Eukaryota, Metazoa, Nematoda, Chromadorea, Rhabditida, Trichostrongylidae.
AUGUGUCACUCAACCGGUGGCCAAAUCGCUGGAACGGCAGAUGAACACUCGCGGACCAUGAGCCGGCGUCUUUGUCUCGUAAAGUCGCCUCACGAUUGCGGAUGCUACUACAGCUUCCUACCAAUAAUGUGGUAUCGUAUUUCGACCAUACGAUCACUUCUUUACGAUGAACUAUCCGCCUUCUCUGACUUGGAGCGACAGGUCUGGAUGGAGCUGCGGGCUGAGACGCAGUCUAAUCGUCCUCCUCGUCAAGUUUACGAUUACUGCGAAUGCGAAUAUCACAACGACUGCCCUCGUGGACCACCUGGGAAAAGAGGUACGACAACAUUUGCUCAAGUCCAAAACCUAUCUCAACCAUUCUCAGGCGCGGAUGGAGAAGACGGGCUUCAUGGUGAGAGUGGUGCACCUGGAUUACCAGGUGCUCCUGGAAUUCUGCCUGAAGCUCUUUAUCAGCAUAUUGACGGCUGCAUGAUCUGCCCGUAUGGUCCAAAAGGGAAGCAGGGAGAACCUGGACCUCCUGGACCACAGGGCGUACCCGGAUUCGCGGGAAAAGAUGGACGGAACGGAAUCCCAGGGGCAAACGGCUCUCCAGGAGAAGCUGGACCACCAGGAGCGAGCGGAGAGCCAGGACGCAACGGAGAGCCAGGAACUCCCGGCCUGGAUGGUGUGAUGGGCAUCAAAGGUCUCCAUGGUGAACCAGGUGAACCCGGUCAACAAGGCUACAAAGGCGAACCUGGAAAAGCAGGCGAACCAGGGAAAUUCGGGCUCUCAAGGUCCUCCAGGACCGCCUGGUAA